CGACUCCUCCACAUUCCUGCCGCCAAUCUGCAAGCCAGGCCAUCCAGGCACAACCUCAGUCUACAAAUUCAUAUUCCCAUUCCCAUUUUUAUUCCUACUCGUCACACGUCGCAAUGUCAAACACCAUCUAUGAAGCGCUUGAGCGCGCCGUGAAGGAGUCCAACGAGAGAGUGAGCCUUCGGGCCAAGACAAGACAACAAGCCCCAAUGGAACCUUCUCCCAAGACGACGUCUUCGAGGUAUCCUUCACAGGCGGACACCAACACCGCCGCAAAGCCUCCCUCGCGCGCCACCCCUCCGACACCAUGAGCCUGACCACCCGCCCCGAAAACGGCCGCAGGAUGACGGAUUGCAUCGUGCACACGCUGCUGGAGAAGCACGAAGGGCGCCCGGUGGAAGACCACGUCGCAUCCUACGAGGGGCUGGCGCAGGAGCGGCGCAUGGAUAAAGAUCCACAUGCCCUGGCCGACCAGACGCAGCACUCGCGGCUGCUGACCAAGAAGCAGAUCUCGGAUAUGGCGUAUGGGAUUCGCGAUCUGUCGAAGAAGUUGAGCCAGAUUCGAUUGAAGCUCAAUGUUAAGAAUAUUUUUAUUCUGGGGAAGGCGCAUGAUGAGGCGUUGAUUGGGUAUUCGCGCGAGACGGUGGAUUGGCUGUUGACUAAGAAUCCGGGGUUUAAUGUGUAUGUCGAGCAUACGAUGGAGAAUAACAAGAUCUUCGAUGCAGCUGGAUUACUGGAGAAGAACCCGUCGUACAAGGGGCACCUGAAGUUCUGGACGAACGAGAUGUGCGCGCGAGAGCCACAAACGUUUGAUAUCAUUCUAGCUCUCGGCGGCGACGGCACCGUGCUCUACGCAUCCUGGCUCUUCCAACGCAUUGUCCCACCCGUCCUCGCCUUCUCCCUGGGCUCCCUCGGUUUCCUCACAAAAUUCGACUUCGAAGAGUACCCCGUCACGCUGACGCGCGCCUUCGAAGAGGGCAUCACAGUGAACCUGCGUCUCCGCUUCGAAGCAACCAUCAUGCGGUCCCAAGAGCGCGACGGCGACAAGCGCGAUCUAGUCGAGGAGCUGAUCGGCGAGGAAGCAGAGGACCACCACACGCACAAGCCCGACGGCACGCACAACAUUCUCAACGAGGUGGUGGUAGACCGCGGCCCGAACCCGACAAUGUCCUCGAUCGAACUCUUCGGCGAUGAUGAGCAUUUCACUACCAUCCAGGCAGAUGGAAUUUGUAUCUCCACGCCCACAGGCAGUACGGCGUAUAAUCUCGCUGCCGGCGGCUCGCUCUGCCACCCCGACAACCCCGUCGUACUUCUGACCGCCAUCUGCGCACACACACUUUCCUUCCGUCCAAUCAUCCUGCCCGACACGAUUGUGCUGCGCGCAGGCGUGCCGUACGACGCAAGAACCAGCUCGUGGGCCAGUUUCGACGGGAGAGAGCGCGUCGAACUCAAGCCCGGCGACUACGUGACCAUCAGCGCCAGUCGGUUCCCGUAUCCGUGUGUGCUGCCGUUGGAUCGUAGGGGCACGGAUUGGAUCGAUAGCAUUAGUCGGUCACUGCAGUGGAAUUCGCGGCAGAAGCAGAAGGCGUUUAAGGAGUGGAGUUCGUAGUAGCAGUAGUGGUAGGUUGAUGUAUUUCGGAUUUGUAGUAGAUGGGGCAGAAAAUAAAAAUGGGUAUCUCGGAAUUAUUAUCAAACUCA
Molecule: messenger RNA, 1695 nt
Organism: Dothidotthia symphoricarpi CBS 119687
Lineage: Eukaryota; Fungi; Ascomycota; Dothideomycetes; Pleosporales; Dothidotthiaceae
Product: ATP-NAD kinase
Exons: 5
Coding region: 305-1606 (433 amino acids)
Biological process (GO): NAD+ metabolic process; NADP+ biosynthetic process
Molecular function (GO): NAD+ kinase activity
Source: RefSeq, a predicted model, not a curated record